CCCCCCCCCCCUCGGGCCUUCCACGCCAUCCCCUCUCGGCCCCCGAACGAUGUCUCGCUCCCUCCUCCUCUUCCUCUCCCUCCUCCUGUCCCUCCUCCUCGCCGCCGCCGCCCAUGGCGGGGGCCACGACGACGGGGACUCCUCCUUCUCCUUCUCCGGGGAGGACCAGAACGUUGACCUGCGGUCCAAGUCCCUGAUCCUCGCGAAGAUCUGGUGCCUCAUCCUGGUCUUCGUCGGCACGUUCGCCGGCGGCGUGUCCCCGUACUUCCUGAAGUGGAACGAGGCGUUCCUGGUCCUGGGCACCCAGUUCGCCGGGGGGGUGUUCCUGGGGACGGCGCUGAUGCACUUCCUCAGCGACGCCAACGAGACGUUCGGCGACCUGACGGAUAAGCAGUACCCCUUCGCCUUCAUGCUCGCGAGCGCCGGAUACUUGCUCACCAUGCUCGCCGACUGCGCUCUCUCCUACGUCUACGGCAAGAAGGAGGGACAGAGCAGUCGCUCCACUGGCGAUUUGGAGGUCCAAGCAGGAAGCACUGUGCAGGGAAAGGACAGCAGCGCAAACGGAGCGACCCAUCAUCACCUCGCGAGCACCGCCGUAGGAUCGCUCAGCGACAGCAUCCUGUUGAUCGUCGCCCUCUGUUUCCACUCGGUCUUCGAAGGCAUCGCCAUUGGAGUCGCAGAGACAAAGGCAGAUGCGUGGAAAGCCCUGUGGACCAUUUCCCUCCACAAGAUAUUUGCAGCAAUCGCAAUGGGCAUCGCCCUCCUGAGGAUGAUGCCCAACAGGCCUCUCUUGUCGUGUGUUUCGUAUGCAUUCGCUUUCGCGAUCUCAAGCCCCAUCGGCGUGGCCAUAGGGAUCAUAAUAGACGCCACCACGCAGGGUGCGGUCGCAGAUUGGAUCUAUGCCAUCUCGAUGGGUUUGGCUUGCGGCGUGUUCGUCUAUGUUUCCAUAAACCACUUGCUUUCCAAAGGGUACGUGCCGCGGAGGGCGGUCUCCGUGGACACCCCCAUUCAUAAGUUCUUGGCCGUGACGCUUGGGGUCGGGGUGAUUGCCGUCGUGAUGAUCUGGGAUACCUAAGGACACUACGUCCCUCCAACGCUGUGUUCUUAUUAGGGGGAAAAAACAAAAGCAAAUACCACGGUUCGGGCUCCAGAUACUUGUGUAGUGUAGACAGGAGAGAAAUGUUGGAUAUAACUGCUGAAUUGGUGAAAUAUAAGCUGCUGAGGUUUGUCAGUGUGC
Molecule: messenger RNA, 1237 nt
Organism: Syzygium oleosum
Lineage: Eukaryota; Viridiplantae; Streptophyta; Magnoliopsida; Myrtales; Myrtaceae
Product: zinc transporter 2
Exons: 2
Coding region: 50-1075 (341 amino acids)
Biological process (GO): zinc ion transmembrane transport
Cellular component (GO): membrane
Molecular function (GO): zinc ion transmembrane transporter activity
Source: RefSeq, a predicted model, not a curated record